GUCGCAGGGAAGGAGCGGUGGCAAGCAUGCCCUUGUCUGCGUUUUUGUCAAGGGACAAGUCCGCUCCUCACCAGGAUUUGGACUGGGCACUCUCUGAAGUAGAGAAAACACUCUGCAGACAUUUCACAAGGAUUGUGAUCAGAGGGAAAAGAGGUAGACCGGUUCCAAUUCUCGUGACUCAGAAAAUGGUGAAUGCAUUGGAACUCCUGGUUUUAGAGAGAAAGGCAUGCGGGGUUCUCGAAGAGAAUGGCUACAUGUUUGCAAGACCAGCAGCUAAAACGCAUUUCCGUGGCUCAGAUUGUCUUCGUGCUUUUUCAGGAGCAUGUGGUGCAACGUGUCCCAAGGCACUGACUUCCACCAGGCUACGGAAACAUGCUGCAACACUCUCAACAGUCCUCAACAUGACAGACACAGAGAUGGACCAGUUGGCCAACUUUCUUGGGCAUGACAUUAGAGUCCAUCGUGAGUUCUAUCGACUACCUGAGAAAACACUGCAGCUUGCCAAGGUCAGCAAACUUCUAAUGGCCCUCGAGCAAGGAAGACUGGCCGAGUUCCAUGGCAAGAACCUGGAUGAAAUCACCAUAGGUCCAGAUGACACAGUUCUUUGUCAUGAUGAGACCGAUGAGACGGAUGAGACCAGAGAAGGACACUAUUCAUCUCAAGAGUCUUUGGCAGAAGAGACUCUUCCACCUACAGAGGAAAAUGACAUCCCACCACUACACAAGAGACACAAACUAUCAUCAGCAGAGGAUGACAGCGUUGGAGCUGUGACACCUGUUGAAGAGGCGAGGAAUAAAGUCCCAUCAACAAGCAAGAGAAGCAAGCCACCAUCAGGAAAGGAUGACGGACUCAGAGCUGUGACGUCUGUCAAAGGUAAAUCUACUCAAAAAAGAACAUGGCAGGAGGAAGAGGUAAAAGCUGUUGAAAGGAACAUGAAGCAGUUUAUCACUUCUUGCAUUGUACCAACAAAGAAUGACUGUGAGAAAUGUUUAAGGGCGGAGCCUGCAGCUCUUAAGAACCGUGACUGGCAAACGUUGGAAUAUUAUGUGUAUAACCGCAUCACAGCCUACAAAAAGAAAGUCCAGCGUAAUUUGUAAGGUGAUGACAAAUGAAAAGGCUGGUUCUGAUGUUGUAUUGUUUAUUUUCACUGUUGGCUUUAAUUCUGGCUUUAACUCUGUUCAUUAAACAGUGGACAUCUUCAAUUUGAUUAGGAGUUGGCCCUUAUUGAUAUUCAUUACUAAGGACUACAUCACAUGAAGGGGUGAUGAUGUCGAAUCCAACAU
Solea solea (common sole) is the source of this 1283-nucleotide messenger RNA. RefSeq lists its product as uncharacterized. NCBI's taxonomy places the organism in Eukaryota, Metazoa, Chordata, Actinopteri, Pleuronectiformes, Soleidae. Bases 27 to 1097 code for a protein of 356 amino acids. The transcript has 5 exons. The record is from RefSeq and is a predicted model, not a curated record.